AUGAGAUACGUGGCACCUUUUGAGAUGAAAUUUAGCCCGAGAGCACGCGCUGCCCAGGCAGCCCGGCUGCUGCAGCAUUUGCACCACUUGGUCCGGCUUGGUCCACCCCGGGACGACCGCAAGACACCCCUGAUGUGCACGGCCCACAACGACAAUCCGGAGGCGGUGAAGGUUCUCAUUGCUGCAAAUGCACGAAUAGAUGCAGAAGAUAAGCCCGACCGGACCCGCGGGUAUCCAGACCGCAGGCAGGCAGGCAGCCAGGCAGAAGUCGACACCAGCUACUACAGCAGGCAGGUACCCCUCCGUCUGUACGACCCCUAA
Messenger RNA from Volvox carteri f. nagariensis, 321 nucleotides. RefSeq lists its product as uncharacterized. The transcript is spliced from 5 exons. Bases 1 to 321 code for a protein of 106 amino acids. Lineage: Eukaryota; Viridiplantae; Chlorophyta; Chlorophyceae; Chlamydomonadales; Volvocaceae. The record is from RefSeq and is a predicted model, not a curated record. Gene Ontology annotation, molecular function: protein binding.